GUCGCUCCUGGCGCAGUCCUAGUGAGCAGGAAGUGUGUGAACCCGCAUACAUGAAAUUGCUGCAAGUUUGGACAAAACAUCACCGAAGGGACCCUGCGAGUUUUUAUUGCUCACUGGAAAUUUCACCCUCUCGCUCUCAAAGAGGUUGUUCUACCAGUUCUUUUAUAGAAAGCCACUACCUGGACCUGUAUGGCAACAACAGCAGUGGGCACGUCCCUCCUAAAGCUGUCCACCAUGAUGAAAGAAUGCCUGCAGUUCCUCAUUGAACCGGCCAAAAAGCUCAAGAGCCGACUCAAAGAGUCCCGUAAGCGAGUGAGGCUUGACAAAAAGGAGCCGCUGGUGGAAAGUCAGGUAUUUAUUAUGGAGCUGGCGCGGGAGCUCAACAAAAUAUGCCAGAGGUCAAACGUUCUGCAGCACAUAUGGACCAGCGAGGACACGUGGCCUGCCAGGUUGUGUCGGGACUUUAUCGUGGAGUGGGCUGCUGUGCUGGAGAAGAAAGUGGAGACAAAAACCAGCCUGUCAGACUGCCAGUCCCACAGACCAGAGAAGAAGGACUGGAGGGGCCAUCUUCUUUGCAUUCUGGAGGCCGACGGGGAAUGUGACAUGGGUCCGCACAAAACGGUCAUCAUGGAAUGGAUGCGGGAAAUGAAAAGCAAGCGUGAGCCCACAGUGUGGCCUGGCGAGCCUGUGCUGAUGAUGCUGGAUGACUUGGAGUUCCAGUGGAAAAGGGGACAUCUUCCCAACUUGCUCCCCGCUUUGGAACUUGUCAUCCUGGCUGUGCUGAACGCACACAGUCCCCUCAAGGAGGAUGUGACCAAGCAAUGGCUGGUUAGAAAGCAGAGAACCCAGAAGAUGGAUGCUGUUCACUACAUCCCCCAUUGUGUCUGGAAUUGGAUUUGUGAGGCAUCAGAGGACGUGACGCUGGACCCGGACUCGGCCAACCCAGACCUGCUCAUCUCCGCCGAUGAGAAGAGCAUGCGAUGCGGCCUGGAGCGCCGGGACGUUCCUUGUUGCAGCCAGCGCUUCGACGGCUGGUGGUGCGCGGCGGCCCAGAGGGGCUUCCUCUCGGGGCGCCACUACUGGGAGGUGGAAGUGGGCCGACGGGACUGGCGGCUCGGUGUUGCCAAGGCGUCGGCUGUGAGGCGAGGCUUCUGCUUGCUCAACACGCACACGGGCUACCUCAUGCUCCGUUUGGAGAGGGGCACGGAUCUGAAGGCCCUGACGGUUCCUGCCACCUCGCUGCCUCUGAGCUUGUUGCCCAAGAAAGUGGGCGUGUACCUGGAUUACGACGAGGGUCAGCUGUCCUUCUAUGAUGUGGAGAAGCGCGCCCAUAUUUACACCUUCAAUGACAAGUUCACAGAGGAGCUGUUCCCUAUAUUUGGGACCGUGGAGGUCAUCAAGGACCUGGUGAUCAGACCUUGUGGCCUCAAACAGCGGUGCCUCUGCCCCGGGAGAUGCCUCUGGAACUGAACGGCACCGCAGACAUCAUGACAUCGUCAAGUGUGUAAGUAUGUGGUGUUUACACAAGUCUCCAACAGUCAAUACGCUAGUAUAAAUAGUCACAUGGUUGGCACAUUCAUGGGGCUAAAGCUAAUAACGCAAACAUACAAUAGCAUAGAAAGGGAUCAACUCUCACCUGCAUGCAUUUGCCGUCUAAUAUUUACAUGAAAAUCCUGCCUAUAGUUUUUUUUUUUUUUACAUUUUUGAAUUUUUCUAAUGCAGCUCUAUGGCUUUUUAUACAGGGACAAAGUGGCUUUUUUUAAUUUAAGGUUACACGGCAACCCUAUAGCUAUUUUUUUGUGUGCACUAAGCAUUAAAAACAUGCCGACUAAAAGCAAAACACAGAAUGUAAUUGUGCUGUUUCAAAAGCCGCUUUGGAAGAAAAUGUGCAACGUGUGCUGAAUUUUUGACUUAAUCAGUUGAAGUUUGCUGAGUGAACGCACUUUUUUUUCCGGGUCUAUCAAUAAACAAACGUCACACUGUGCUGCUUGUUUUCAAAUCUUUAUUAAGUGCAAUAGAUUUGAUGUCGAGAAAAUACAAAGGUAAGCGCAUCUGCUUGAAAGGCACACAUUAAUUCUUUUAAAAAAUAUAUCCUUUUAACCACGUUAGGCCCAAUAUUGCAUGUUUUUCUUUCAUAAAAUUAAAAUACAGGUACAUACAUUUCAAUACCAUGCAAAAGUUAUUUGACUUCAGGAGUUCAAUUCAGACAAAACAGAUAAAUUGAAAGGUUUUUUAUUAGGGCUGUUGUGUUAAUGCCAAUUACAUGCAACACCCAGUGUGCAAGUGUU
Molecule: messenger RNA, 2288 nt
Organism: Doryrhamphus excisus (bluestripe pipefish)
Lineage: Eukaryota; Metazoa; Chordata; Actinopteri; Syngnathiformes; Syngnathidae
Product: butyrophilin subfamily 3 member A3
Molecular function (GO): protein binding
Source: RefSeq, a predicted model, not a curated record